AUGGCGAAAACGAGACCAGGCAAAAAGGAUUUAGACUCAUACACAAUCAGAGGCACAAACAAGAUAGUAAGAGCCGGAGAAUGUGUUCUGAUGCGACCUACAGACACAUCAAAACCACCGUACGUAGCCCGUGUAGAGAAGAUCGAACAAGACAACAGGAACAAUGUGAGAGUUCGCGUGAGAUGGUACUACAGACCUGAGGAAUCAAUUGGUGGUCGUAGACAGUUUCAUGGUGCUAAAGAGCUUUUUCUUUCUGACCAUUAUGAUGUUCAGAGUGCUCACACUAUUGAAGGAAAAUGCGUUGUUCACUCUUUUAAGAAUUAUACUAAGCUUGAGAAUGUAGGUUCUGAGGAUUAUUAUUGUAGAUUUGAGUAUAAGGCUGCUACCGGUGCUUUCACUCCUGACCGUGUCGCCGUGUAUUGCAAAUGUGAAAUGCCUUAUAACCCGGAUGAUCUCAUGGUACAAUGCGAGGGGUGCAAGGAUUGGUACCAUCCUGCUUGCGUGGGCGUGACUAUUGAAGAAGCAAAGAAAUUGGACCAUUUUGUUUGUGCUGAAUGUUCAUCGGAUGACGACAUAAAGAAACCCCAAACUACAUUUUCUUCAUCACCUGGAUCUGAUAGCAAGGUGGAGCCUAAGCGACGGAAGAGAGGACCAUAA
Lathyrus sativus (Indian pea) is the source of this 657-nucleotide messenger RNA. The record is from the annotation of a GenBank genome assembly. Lineage: Eukaryota; Viridiplantae; Streptophyta; Magnoliopsida; Fabales; Fabaceae.